ACUAAAUAUUCCUCUUGCAAAAAAAAAAAAACGUUCAGUUUAUUAUUUUCCGUCGUUCGAUUUUGUAUUGAAAAAUUUUACGAAACGUGUGUGAGGUUUUCUAAAUAGAAAAUAAUUAUAAAACGAAAUUAGCACUGAAGUGAAAUCAUUUAAAUACUUGUGUCAAUGUCUAUGUGUUUUUUACAUAUAAAAGGAAAAAAAUACCAAAUUUAAAAUAAAUUAUAAUAAAAAGCACGCAAAACGAAAGUAUUUUUCAAAGGAAAUUCACAUCACAGCAAAAAAGCCAAAGCACAAAGUGAAAAGACUAAAAUAAAAAGAAUAUUGCAUUUACUGAGAAGUAAAAUCGCAUACCCGGUGUAUUCCCUUGUCCCCAGCAUACACACAUAAACAUAGAAUAAAAGAAAACAAUAUAUUCCAUACGCAACGUUGCACAAGCUUCUAACAGAUUUUUAAUAAAAACUACAAUAGCUGCAACAUAAAAUACGAGUACGCACAGGAACAAGCAUAGAAUAGAAAUAUAAGGAGAAAUAAAUUAAUAAAAAGCCUUAAAGCACAAUGAGUAAAGCAACGGGACCUUCACCACCACAAUACACGUAUGUGCCACCACCCUCGGCACCACCAUCUUAUCAGGAAGCUGUAGGUGGUGUUAAACCAGUGGGUCCUUUCACACCCGUCGCUGCACCCACACAUGCUGCUGCUACCACAAAUGCCCAUAUUGUUACCACAGUUGUGCCAAUUGGUCGCACGGCUACACAUAUGAUCUGUCCAUCAUGUCAUGCUGAAAUCGAAACAACAACACGUACUGAACCUGGAAUGAUUGCAUACUUAUCGGGCUUUGUAAUUGCAUUAUUAGGUUGCUGGUUGGGUUGCUGUCUGAUUCCCUGUUGUAUUGAUGACUGCAUGGAUGUUCAUCACACAUGCCCUAAUUGCAAGGCAUACUUGGGACGUUACCGACGAUAAACAAUUUACAACUACUGGGUCAUCGAAUAUUAAAAACAUACACAAACACACACAUAUACAACCACUUAGAUUACGCUUAGAAUGUUUAAACAGAAGAAUAUUUUAAAAUAUGUCUUCAAAAAUAAUAAACCAGAAUGGAAUGAAUACUUUGAAUAUUAUUGGUGAAACAACUUUUAAAGUCGUUUAUUUUCAAUUAAUUACGAAAUAAAAUUUAUAUAUUGCAAAUAUCUUGAUAAAAUACAUGAAAAAUUUACAAAAAUAAUAAACGAUAUUUUUGCUUAAAAUUUACAAUUCUGAAAUAAAGUUUCUUUGGUUAACGAAAAA
Molecule: messenger RNA, 1284 nt
Organism: Lucilia sericata (common green bottle fly)
Lineage: Eukaryota; Metazoa; Arthropoda; Insecta; Diptera; Calliphoridae
Product: cell death-inducing p53-target protein 1
Exons: 3
Coding region: 556-960 (134 amino acids)
Molecular function (GO): zinc ion binding
Source: RefSeq, a predicted model, not a curated record